AGGUUGUAAGAUGGAAGAUGAGGACAUCACAGCAGAUUGUGCGGGAGAAGACAAUGAGCUCAGCUAUGGAUGGUGGACGUCACAGUGCGGAGAGACCACGGAAUCCCUCUGACUCUGAGCGACCUCUUCCUGUGGGGGAUGGGGCCGGAAUUCAGGGGGAGAAGCCGUAUUCCUGUCCUGAGUGCGGGGAAAGGUUUAAAUCUGAAUUGGGUCGUAAUGUACACCAGAGAUCUCACACGGGUGAGGAGCUUCAUUCCUGUCCGGAGUGCGGGAAACGUUUUCUUUAUAAAUCGUCGCUGGUCAGACAUCAGCAAUCCCACACGGGGGAGAAGCCGUAUUCCUGCCCUGACUGCGGGAGAUGUUUUGGACGUAAAACAAAUCUUCGUACACAUCAGAGAUACCAUACAGGGGUGAAACCAUAUUCCUGUCCUGAGUGCGGUAAAUUUUUUGUACGCAGAGCAAAUCUUACUUCGCAUCAGAGACGUCACACGGGGGAGAAGCCAUAUUCCUGUCCUGAGUGCGGGAAAAGUUUUUCACAGAAGACUAAUCUUUCAAGACACCAGAGAGUGCACACAGGUGAAAAGCCUUAUUCCUGUUCCGAGUGCAGGAAAUGUUUUACAUGGCACUCGGAACUUGCUAUACAUCGAAAAUCUCACACGGGGGAGAGGCCGUAUUCCUGCUCUGCGUGCGGGAAAUGUUUUUCACAGAAGUGCAAUCUUAAUGUACACCAGAGAUCUCACACGGGUGAGGAGCUUCAUUCCUGUCCGGAGUGCGGGAAACGUUUUCUUUAUAAAUCGUCGCUGGUCAGACAUCAGCAAUCCCACACGGGGGAGAAGCCGUAUUCCUGCCCUGACUGCGGGAGAUGUUUUGGACGUAAAACAAAUCUUCGUACACAUCAGAGAUACCAUACAGGGGUGAAACCAUAUUCCUGUCCUGAGUGCGGUAAAUUUUUUGUACGCAGAGCAAAUCUUACUUCGCAUCAGAGACGUCACACGGGGGAGAAGCCAUAUUCCUGUCCUGAGUGCGGGAAAAGUUUUUCACAGAAGACUAAUCUUUCAAGACACCAGAGAGUGCACACAGGUGAAAAGCCUUAUUCCUGUUCCGAGUGCAGGAAAUGUUUUACAUGGCACUCGGAACUUGCUAUACAUCGAAAAUCUCACACGGGGGAGAGGCCGUAUUCCUGCUCUGCGUGCGGGAAAUGUUUUUCACAGAAGUGCAAUCUUUUUAGACAUCAGAGAAUGCACACGUGUCCGGAGUCUUAUACCUGCCCGGAGUGCGGGGAAAGUUUUGUCAAAAAGUCCGAUUUGCAUAGAUACCAGAAAUUUCCCUUGGCCGAAAAGCCGUAUCCCUGCUCGGAGUGCGGGAAAAGUUUUUCACAUAAGUCCUGUCUUUCAAUACAUCAGAGAACUCACACGGGUGAGAAGCCGUAUACCUGCUCGGAGUGUGGGAAAAGUUUUUCACGGACGUACCAUCUUUCCACGCAUCAGAGAACUCACACGGGUGAGAGGCCGUAUGCCUGCUCGGAGUGUGGGAAGUGUUUCACACGGAAGUACCAUCUUUCCAUCCAUCAAAGGAACCACACGGGGGAGAAGCCGUAUUCCUGCUCGGAGUGUGGCAAAGUUUUUUCACUGAAAUCGGAGCUCGUUAUACAUCAACGCUCUCACACGGGGGAGAAGCCGUAUGCCUGCAAUGAGUGUGGGAAACGUUUUGCACAGGUGAGCCACCUCUACGCUCAUCAGAGGACUCACUUGGCCGAAAAACCAUAUUCUUGCUUAGAGUGCGGGAAAAGUUUUUCACAGAAGUACCAUCUUACCAUACAUCAGAGAACUCACACGGGGGAGAAGCCGUUUUCCUGCUUGCAGUGCGGGAAAAGGUUUUCACGGAAGUACCACCUUUCCUUGCAUCAGACAACUCACACGGGGGAGAAGCCGUAUUCCUGCUCGGAGUGUGGGAAAUGUUUUUCACGAAAGUACCACCUUUCCAGACAUCAAAAGAAUCACACGGGGGAGAAGCCGUAUUCCUGCACUGAGUGCGGGAAAAGCUUUUCAGUUAAAUCGGAGCUCGUUAUACAUCAAAGAUCUCACACGGGGGAGAAGCCGUAUUCCUGCAACGAGUGUGGGAAAAGUUUUGCACAGGUGAGCCAUCUGUACUCUCACCAGAGGUCUCACAAGGGUAAGAAAUCUUAUACCUGCCCGGAGUGCGGGGAAUGUUUUGUCAAAAAGUCCGCUUUACCUAGAUACCAGAAACCUCCCAUGAGGGAAAAGCGAUUUUUUUGCCCAGAGUGCGGGAAGGGUUUUUCACGGAAGUCCGAUCUUUCCAUGCAUCAGAAAUCUCACACGGGUGAGAAGCCGUAUUCCUGCCCCGAGUGUGGGAAACGUUUUUCCUGCAAAAGCCAACUUUCCCAACAUCAGAGAUCUCACACGGGAGAGAAGCCGUAUCCUUGUUCAGAGUGCGGGAAAAGAUUUUUUCUGAAGUCCCAUCUUUCCAGACAUCAGAGAUCUCACACAGGGGAGAAGCCACAUACCUGCACUGAGUGUGGGAAAAGUUUUUCCUGGAAAAGCCAACUUUCCCAACAUCAGAAAUCUCACACGGGUGAGAAGCCGUAUUCCUGCAAUGAGUGUGGGAAAAGUUAUUCACAUGAAAAGUCCGAUCUUUCCAUACAUCAGAGAACUCGCACAGGUGAGAAGCCGUUUUCCUGCUUAGAGUGUGGGAAAAGUUUUUCCUGGAAAAGCCAACUUUCCCAACAUCAGAAAUCUCACACGGGUGAGAAGCCGUAUCCUUGUUCAGAGUGCGGGAAAAGAUUUUUACUGAAGUCCCAUCUUUCCAGACAUCAGAGAUCUCACACAGGGGAGAAGCCACAUACCUGCACUGAGUGUGGGAAAAGUUUUUCACGGAAAUCAGAUCUUGUUAUACAUCAUAGAUCUCACACGGGGGAGAAGCCGUAUUCCUGCAAUGAGUGUGGGAAAUGUUAUUCACAUGUGGGCCAUCUUAACACUCAUCAGAGCUUUCACACUGGAGAGAAGCCGUAUCCUUGUUCAGAGUGCGGGAAAAGUUUUCUACACAAGUCCCAUCUUUGCAGACAUCAGAGAUCUCACACAGGGGUGAAGCCACAUACCUGCACUGAGUGUGGGAAAAGUUUUUCACAGAAAUCAGAUCUUGUUGUACAUCAGAGAUCUCACACGGGGGAGAAGCCGUAUUCCUGCAAUGAGUGUGGGAAAUGCUAUUCACAUGUGAGCCAUCUUCACACUCAUCAGAGGUCUCACAAUGAUAAGAAAAUACUCCGACCCCAGGCAGAGGAAAACUCUUUCAUGGAAGGCUCAUCUUACCAAACAUCGGAAAACCCACACAACCCUUGA
Nanorana parkeri is the source of this 3356-nucleotide messenger RNA. RefSeq names its product zinc finger protein 585A-like. The record is from RefSeq and is a predicted model, not a curated record. Bases 18 to 3356 code for a protein of 1112 amino acids. The transcript has 7 exons. Gene Ontology annotation, molecular function: DNA-binding transcription factor activity, RNA polymerase II-specific; RNA polymerase II cis-regulatory region sequence-specific DNA binding. Lineage: Eukaryota; Metazoa; Chordata; Amphibia; Anura; Dicroglossidae. Gene Ontology annotation, biological process: regulation of transcription by RNA polymerase II.